AUGACAGCCUCCGUGCUCCUCCACCCCCGCUGGAUCGAGCCCACCGUCAUGUUUCUCUACGACAACGGCGGCGGCCUGGUGGCCGACGAGCUCAACAAGAACAUGGAAGGGGCGGCGGCGGCGGCGGCGGCGGCGGCAGCGGCGGCGGCGGCUGGGGCCGGGGGCGGGGGCUUCCCCCACCCGGCGGCUGCGGCCGCAGGGGGCAACUUCUCGGUGGCGGCGGCGGCCGCGGCGGCGGCGGCGGCCGCAGCCAACCAGUGCCGCAACCUGAUGGCUCACCCGGCGCCCCUGGCGCCCGGCGCGGCGGCCGCCUACAGCAGCGCGCCCGGGGAGGCGCCCCCGUCGGCCGCCGCCGCCGCUGCCGCCGCAGCCGCCGCUGCAGCGGCGGCGGCGGCGGCGUCGUCCUCGGGAGGACCGGGCCCCGCGGGCCCAGCAGGCGCCGAGGCCGCCAAGCAGUGCAGUCCCUGCUCGGCGGCGGCGCAGAGCUCGUCGGGGCCCGCAGCGCUGCCCUACGGCUAUUUCGGCAGCGGCUACUAUCCUUGUGCGCGCAUGGGCCCGCACCCCAACGCCAUCAAGUCGUGCGCGCAGCCCGCCUCGGCCGCCGCCGCCGCUGCCUUCGCGGACAAGUACAUGGACACCGCCGGCCCCGCGGCCGAGGAGUUCAGCUCCCGCGCUAAGGAGUUCGCCUUCUACCACCAGGGCUACGCACCCGGGCCUUACCACCACCACCAGCCCGUGCCUGGCUACCUGGAUAUGCCGGUGGUACCGGGCCUCGGGGGCCCCGGCGAGUCGCGCCACGAGCCCCUGGGUCUUCCCAUGGAAAGCUACCAGCCCUGGGCGCUGCCCAACGGCUGGAACGGCCAAAUGUACUGCCCCAAAGAGCAGGCGCAGCCUCCCCACCUCUGGAAGUCCACUCUGCCCGACGUGGUCUCGCAUCCCUCAGACGCCAGCUCCUACAGGCGGGGGAGAAAGAAGCGCGUCCCUUACACCAAGGUGCAAUUAAAAGAACUCGAACGGGAAUACGCUACAAACAAAUUCAUUACCAAGGACAAACGGAGGCGGAUAUCAGCCACGACGAAUCUCUCGGAGCGACAGGUUACAAUCUGGUUCCAGAAUAGGAGGGUCAAAGAGAAAAAAGUUAUCAACAAACUCAAGACCACUAGUUAA
Molecule: messenger RNA, 1167 nt
Organism: Dama dama (fallow deer)
Lineage: Eukaryota; Metazoa; Chordata; Mammalia; Artiodactyla; Cervidae
Gene: HOXA13
Product: homeobox A13
Exons: 2
Coding region: 1-1167 (388 amino acids)
Biological process (GO): regulation of transcription by RNA polymerase II
Molecular function (GO): RNA polymerase II cis-regulatory region sequence-specific DNA binding; DNA-binding transcription factor activity, RNA polymerase II-specific
Source: RefSeq, a predicted model, not a curated record